Salvia miltiorrhiza (redroot sage) is the source of this 2536-nucleotide messenger RNA. RefSeq lists its product as uncharacterized. The coding region runs from base 436 to 2430 and encodes 664 amino acids. The transcript is spliced from 9 exons. Gene Ontology annotation, biological process: lipid catabolic process. The record is from RefSeq and is a predicted model, not a curated record. Lineage: Eukaryota; Viridiplantae; Streptophyta; Magnoliopsida; Lamiales; Lamiaceae.
UAAUUCUGUAAUAGUUUCUAUUUGCGUGGAAGCAGGAAACUUCAAAUACUAAGCUAACCGCAAAAGAAAAAAAAAUCGAAAUUCCAAUUUUGCGUUCAAUUGAAGAAAAACUCAAAGCUCAAAUCUUCCAAAUCCAAAAUUUUCCCCAAAUUAGCCAAGACGCAAGGAAUUUUCAUUUCAUAUCCUUAAUUUUCGUGUUGACUGCACCCCAAAUUUGUAUUCUAUUAUUUUUCCUUUUUACUUAAUUCUCGCAUUUCUUUCACUCGAAGCUAAAAUUAUCCGCCAUCAGUUAUCUAGUUUCUCUCGAUACUCGUCCACCAAUUCAGUUGUAAUUUUUUGGUGUGUUCGUGGAUUGGUUGUUGUUAUUGAAGUCAAAUUGAGACUUGAUGAGGAGUGAAGAUUUCUGCUUUCCUCACAUCCUUGUACAUUUUAUCUAUGGACUCGAGAAUCAUGGCAACCGCCACAAUGGCCACAGCAGCUGGUGCUGCUGCACUUUUGUAUUAUACAUUAAAUAAGAAACUACAGUCAAGUCCAACAACUGGUGAUGAUGAUGACGAAAAUGGAGCCGAGAUACAAGUUCAUGCUCCGCUAGGGAUUGAAAGAGUUUCUCAUAGACUUAUACAAGCUCCUGCAACAUGGCUAGAAACAAUUUCAACUCUGUCAGAGACCCUUAGAUUCACUUAUUCAGAAACUUUGGGGAAGUGGCCGAUUGGUGAUUUGGCUUUCGGCAUCAGCUUUCUCUUAAAAGGCAGGUAUGGAAAUUUACAAGUUGGCCGUGAAUUUGGAGGUAGUGAUAGUAUACGGCUUAAAGGACCUGAAAUUGCUGCUGAUCUCAGAUAUCUUUUAAAUUUGCUCACUCUGUGUUGGCAUUUCUCAAAGAAACCCUUUCCUAAGUUUCUCGAGGAGACUGGCUAUUCUCAAGAAGAUGUUAUCCUGCAAGAGCCUAAAGCUGGAAUUUUGAAGCCAGCCUUUACUGUCUUGAUUGACCACAAAUCAAAAACUGUCCUAUUACUGAUUCGUGGAACUCACAGUAUAAAGGAUACUUUGACAGCAGUUACCGGAGCUGUUGUGCCAUUCCAUCAUUCAGUGGUGUGUGAGGGAGGAGUCAGCAACCUGGUUCUAGGUUAUGCACAUGGUGGAAUGGUUGCAGCUGCUAGAUGGAUUGCAAAGCUUUCAACUCCUUGUCUUCUCACGUCACUUAAUAAGCGACCUGAUUACAAACUUAAGAUUGUAGGACAUUCUCUUGGUGGCGGUACGGCUGCUCUAUUAACAUAUAUUUUGCGUGAAAGACAAGAACUAUCGACUGCUACCUGUGUUGCGUUUGCUCCAGCUGCUUGUAUGACGUGGGAACUGGCUGAAUCUGGAAAUGACUGCAUUACUUCUGUAAUAAAUGGAGCUGAUUUAGUGCCCACAUUCUCGGCUGCAUCAGUAGAUGAUUUGCGUGCUGAGGUAACAGCAUCUGCUUGGUUGAAUGAUCUGAGAAAUCAAAUUGAACAUACCAGAAUACUUAGUACAGUUUAUCGCUCCGCUUCAGCCUUGGGUUCUCGUCUUCCUUCCAUGGCAAGUGCUAAAGCCAAAGUAGCUGGUGCAGGUGCAAUGCUACGUCCAGUCUCCAGUCGUACUCAGGUCGUCAUGAAGAGAGCUCAAAGUAUGGCUCAAGCUGCUUGGUCCCGCCCAGCCCUACGGUCAUGGUCUUGCAUAGGCCCUCGUCGUAGAGGUUCAGCAGCUGAGAUGAACUGCAAUGUAACUGAAGACCCUUCAGAAUCCUCAUCUGCUCCAAGAGACAUGUCGGAGGAGUCUUUGAUCGAAACUAUUGAAGAAACAACCACAAUUAUUGAAAAUUUGGAUCUUCCUGUAUCUUCACCAGACAGAAGAGAUAAGCAUAAGAUCGACUUCACUGUUGAUACCGAAGUUGUGGAGGAUGACGAUAUCAUGGACCCCGCGAAGUUUCAAGAUCGGAUGACAGAGGUAGAGUUGUGGCAGCAAAUAGAGCGUGAGCUUUAUGAACAUCCAGAAUCCGACGAGGAGGAAGGGGCUACAAUCAAAGAAAUCCGGGAAGAAGAGGAAGCAGCCAUUGCUGAGGUAAGUGACCCUCAAUCUCAAGCCUCAGUUCCUAACACAAAGGAGGUACAUAGAUUUUUCCCGGCCGGCAAGAUAAUGCACAUAGUGACACUAAUUUCUGAUGAGACGGAGCGAGGAAGAGAUAGCGACGCUUCCUCCAGCGACUCGGAUAAUAGCCCGGAGGAAGACGUAGAAGUCGCGAUCUUUCUCACUCCUAGGUCACUAUAUAGUAAACUAAGGCUCUCACAGACCAUGAUUGCUGAUCACUUCAUGCCUGUAUAUAGACGACAGAUAGAAAAGCUGAUAAGAGUACUUGAAAAUGAUGGGGGUGCGUCGGAUACUCAUAGUCGAGUCGGAGAUGCUCGUUAGGGUAUGUUGUCGAACUCUCUUCUUAACGCUAGGAUGGAUGUGCACAGUGUGUAGGGAGGAUUCUUGAUUCCUUUACUAAAAUAGCAACAUAGUUAUUUGCAUUUAA